AUGGAGGCACUUCAACAACUUCGAGGCCAAUUAAGACAAUUAUUCGAUAGUCUCUUUACCAUAAAGGAUGAAAAUGGACUAGCAAUACAUCCCAUCUUUGAUGCAUUGCCUCCAAAGAAGGAAUACCCUGAUUAUUACAUUAUUAUAAAGAAACCUGUUUCAUUUAACACUAUAAAAAAGAGAUUGUCCCAAUAUAUUGAUGCUCAGGAUUUUAUCAACGAUUUAGCUCAAAUUCCUUGGAAUGCAAAGACUUAUAAUGCGCAAGGUUCCCCCAUUUAUAGAUGUGCCACUGAUUUGGAAAAUUUUAUUAAAGAUUCCAUUUUACCCAAAUUGAAGCAGCAAUAUCCAAAUGUAAGGUACCCUCAGUUGGCACCUUUACCAGAUGAAAUAACGCCAAAGGAAAAUCAAAGGAAACCAGUGGAAAAACCUUCAUCCUUUGUCAUUAAAUUGAAUAGGGGUGACCACACCACUAAUACCAAUACUAAUAAUACUAGGGUGCCCACCAUUUUAAAUACUCAAACUACUAAUGGUCCUAUGCAAGAAGUGGAAAGAAAAUUCGUUCCUCCCGCUCCAGCAAAUGCCACAGCAAACGUUAUAAUUCAGAACACUACAUCAUCAGCAGGUACACCCUUAUCAUCUCGUAACACAUCACAAUCACCAACUCCUCUUACGCAAACAUCCAUGGACCCAUCGUACAGACAACCAUCUCAUCUUUAUUCCACCAGAAAUACUCAAAAGAGAAAUAAAAUUAAACGUGGGAGACCACCAAUUAUUGAUUUACCAUAUAUGCAAAGGAUUAAAAAUAUUUUGAAAUCAUUGAAGAGAGAUGUUGAUGAAAAUAACAAACCAAUUCUUUCAAUUUUUGAUAAAUUCCCGCUACUAAAUGAUUUUAAUGCCAAUAAUUCUAGUGUACAAUAUCCCAUUGUGCUAGAUGAUAUCUGGAAAAAAAUCAAGACAAGGAAAUAUAAAAACUUUAAAGCUUUCCAAAUUGAUUUCAAUUUAAUGUUAGCCAAUUUUAAGAUGCUGUAUCACUUGAAGGAAAAUUAUUUAAUGAAAGCUGCCAUUAUUGAAUCACAAUUCAAUAAUUUAGUCAAUUAUGAAUUGGCAAGACCUGAUUCUGAUUAUAUCCCAGAAGGUGAAUUUAGAACUCCAUUAGAUGAAGUUUUCUUGAGGGGAAAAAAAUACAGUAUUGGUGAUUGGGUAUUAUUAAAUAAUCCAAAUGAUUCUGAGAAACCCAUUGUGGGUCAAAUAUUUAAAUUAUGGUCUACACCAGAUGGCAAUAAAUGGUUAAAUGCAUGUUGGUACUUCCGUCCAGAACAAACUGUUCAUAGAAGUGAUAGACUAUUUUAUAGAAAUGAAGUAAUGAAAACAGGGCAAUAUAGGGAUCAUUCCAUAGAAGAUAUUGUUAGUGGCUGUUAUGUUGUACAUUUUACGAGGUAUCAACGUGGUGACCCUGAAAAUAAAUUUGAUGGUCCAUUAUUCAUAUGUGAAUUCCGUUAUAAUGAAACUGAUAAAGUGUUUAAUAAGAUUAGAACAUGGAAGGCUUGUCUUCCGGAGGAAAUUCGUGACAUUGAUGAAAUUACCAUUCCAGUCAACGGUAGAAAAUUCUUUAAAUAUCCAUCACCAAUAAAGCAACUCUUGCCAAGAAAUGCAACGAUUAAUGAUCCUAUACCGCAAGCCACAGAGGGACUCCCCAACGCGCCACCUUUGGUCGGGGCUGUUUAUUUGGGACCCAAACUAGAACGUGAUGAUUUAGGUGAGUACUCUACUUCCACGGAUUGUCCACGUUAUAUCAUAAGGCCCGAUGAUCCAAGAGAACCUGGUAUAGUAGAUCUAACGAAUGGGACAAUAACAACUGGCCCACCGUCAAAUAUGAGUGCCAUAUCACGAUCGUCAUACUCAUCUGCACGUUUAAAUAUGCAUCAUAGCAACAGUACGAAAAGUCUUUCGAUGUUACAAGGUAACAUGACGACCCCAAUGGCUGCACCAGUACCAAAUACAGGUUAUUCAAAUGUGCACAGAGAUUAUGUUGGUCCACAUUCAAGAGUUAAUACGCCGUUGUUACCACACGGCCAUAGACAACAGCCGCAACAACCACUACGUCGACAUUUAUAUAACAAGAAUAAUAACAAUGGUAAUCCCAAAGUGGAUUUGCGUACUGCUAUCAACAAUUUAACAGCCCAGAACACAAAGGGAGCGCAUAGUCAAAUACUCGUGAAUGCACCUGGAGCAUACGUGCUACCAUUUGGUCCCGAUAUCCUGCGACCUGUGGAUACCGUGGAGCGUACUGAUGUGAACAAUCAAUCAAGAAGGUUUAAUAAGGAACAAAUGGCAUCAAGAAAGAGGGAUCUUGCUAUGGCAAGUGAAAUACUCUGGUUUAGGGGUCCAAGUGUAGUUCUAAGUACAAGAGUGCUAAAUCUAGGUAAUGAACCGUUGGAAAUGCCAUUGAAUAGAUGGUUCGGCAAGAACAAGAAACCUAAGUUAGAGUUCGAAGAGAUAGAGGAGCAAGUGGACGAACAAGAAGCAUCGGCAGACAGGAAUACUGAACUGGCAAACACAGAGGCACCAGAGUUGGAGACUGAAGAUGACGACGAGGACAAUGAACAGAUCAUGAACCCUUUCAACUCCUGUCUGACUCCUUCAGCCAAGUUCCUCUCAUUCAAGAUCGCUUCACGUGCUUCGCUCCAAACAGAGUCACUUUGA
Messenger RNA from Naumovozyma castellii, 2703 nucleotides. RefSeq lists its product as uncharacterized. The record is from RefSeq and is a predicted model, not a curated record. The transcript has a single exon. NCBI's taxonomy places the organism in Eukaryota, Fungi, Ascomycota, Saccharomycetes, Saccharomycetales, Saccharomycetaceae. The coding region runs from base 1 to 2703 and encodes 900 amino acids.